CUCUUAAGAAACAGUUGGUUGGCAGCAGAAGUCCAGAGCAGGAGCGACCAAACUAACUGCAUUUCGGUAAUGAUGGGUACUAAACUGACUCAACUUUUAAUUUGCUUUUGGAUAAGUUUACCAUUCUGUGUCACGCAAAAAGCCAAAGAAAGGAUACCCCGGCAAAGAGACGCAGAGUUUACUGACAAGUACCAGGCAUGCGUGCAGGGUGUCCCUGGAGUACAGGGCAGAGAUGGGAAUCCAGGGAUAAAUGGCAUUCCAGGAACACCAGGAAUCCCUGGGCGAGACGGGCUUAAAGGCGAGAAAGGAGAGUGUGUGUCGGAGAGGUUUGAGGAACCCUGGAAGCCCAACUUUAAACAGUGUGCUUGGAAUUCAUUAAACUAUGGCAUUGAUCUGGGCAAAAUCGCUGAGUGCACAUUUACCAAGCAACGUUCGGACAGUGCUCUGCGUGUGCUCUUCAGUGGAUCUCUCAGACUCAAGUGUAAGACGGCCUGCUGUCAGCGCUGGUACUUCACCUUUAACGGAGCAGAAUGCACUGGCCCGUUACCCAUAGAAUCCAUCGUUUACUUGGACCAAGGCAGCCCUGAACUCAACUCCACCAUCAACAUCCACAGAACAUCCACAGUGGAGGGGCUCUGUGAGGGCAUUCAUGCUGGUCUGGUGGAUGUCGGGAUAUGGGUGGGUACUUGUGCCGAUUACCCUCGUGGUGAUGCGUCUACAGGAUGGAACUCUGUGUCCAGGGUGAUCAUUGAAGAGCUUCCAAAAUGAGCAUCACCAUGGUCACCAUGGCAACAGAAGACAUCAACAUGUGUUCCUGCCUCAGAAAGGCCUAGAAAUAGAGCAAAUUAAAGCUAAUGGUGUAACACCGAGUCUGUGCAGCUCUCAUGCUGAAUAAGAUUAUGAUUCUCCGGCUCAGUAUUGUGAAAAUUAAGAGGCUUCAGCAUCCUUCUGGUAAAUAUAAAACCGUAGGUACCAUGAUAAUACUAUGGUUCUUUUGGACAACAUAAUGAUUAAAUCCUAUUUGAAAGUGCCUUGUACUAUGUAAAAAUAGUACAUGAAUAAUGAAACAGUAUCAUGUUGUUACCAUAUGAUGUCAUCACUGUAAUACUGCAAUAGUACUCUAUUUAUUUAGGGGGUUUUCUUUUAGUGCCUGGAUUACUAGAACACAACAUAUUUUUGUAUACAUUGUUUUUUUUUAUUACUAAAAAUGUCAGGAUCAUGUGUCAGGAUCAUGUUUCACCUCACAAAUAAAAAUAUAAUGU
Molecule: messenger RNA, 1262 nt
Organism: Danio rerio (zebrafish)
Lineage: Eukaryota; Metazoa; Chordata; Actinopteri; Cypriniformes; Danionidae
Gene: cthrc1a
Product: collagen triple helix repeat containing 1a
Source: RefSeq, marked validated